This is a messenger RNA of Stegastes partitus (bicolor damselfish), 3108 nucleotides long. It is a transcript of the gene npas3, whose product is annotated as neuronal PAS domain protein 3. The transcript is spliced from 12 exons. NCBI's taxonomy places the organism in Eukaryota, Metazoa, Chordata, Actinopteri, Pomacentridae. Bases 1 to 3108 code for a protein of 1035 amino acids. The record is from RefSeq and is a predicted model, not a curated record. Gene Ontology annotation, molecular function: protein dimerization activity; DNA-binding transcription factor activity, RNA polymerase II-specific; RNA polymerase II transcription regulatory region sequence-specific DNA binding. Gene Ontology annotation, biological process: regulation of transcription by RNA polymerase II.
AUGGGCAGGUGGUACACGUCAGGAGAUGGAGGAGGUCCAGGUGGAACACAGGAAGAGCUUCAUGGAGAAGGAGAGAAAUGGUUCUGGAUGUGUGACCCCUACUGGGAGCGGCCGGCCAAUGCAGGCAGCUGCUCCGCCGCUCGGCCCAAGACGCUUCACCUGGCCGGCCAGCAGCACACCUCAUCACCAUGGCUGCAGGCUCUGAGGAAGGAGAAGUCUCGGGAUGCGGCGAGGUCGCGGCGGGGAAAAGAGAACUUUGAGUUUUAUGAGCUGGCCAAGAUGCUGCCGCUGCCGGGCGCCAUCACCAGCCAGCUGGACAAGGCCUCCAUCAUCCGGCUCACCAUCAGCUACCUGAAGAUGAGGGACUUCGCCAACCAGGGAGACCCGCCGUGGAACCUUCGCAUCGAGGGACCGCCGCCCAACACGUCCGUCAAAGGUAGGAGCUCAAGAACCGUCAGAAUCCCAGGUUUACUUCACAGCGAACCUUUUACUGGCUUCGUAAAAAGCUCCAUCCUUCAGUCUCUGGACGGCUUCGUAUUUGCACUAAACAAGGAGGGCCGAUUCCUCUACAUCUCUGAGACCGUCUCCAUCUACCUGGGCCUGUCGCAGGUGGAGCUGACGGGCAGCAGCGUGUUCGACUACAUCCACCCCGGAGACCACGUGGAGAUGGCCGAGCAGCUCGGCAUGAAGCUGCCGCCGGGCCGAGGCAUGAGCCUGUCGCAGGGAGCCGUGAACGAAGACGGAGCUUCUUCGGCCUCGUCGUCGUCGCACUCGGAGACGCCCGAACCAGUGGAGUCCAGCAGCCCCAGCCUCCUGGCGCCCGACAACACUCUGGAACGGUCCUUCUUCAUCCGGAUGAAGUCGACGCUCACGAAGAGAGGCGUGCACAUCAAGUCCUCAGGAUAUAAGGUGAUCCACGUCACGGGCCGCCUGCGGAUCCGGAUGGCGCUGACUCACAGCCGCUCGGUGCCCAAUCAGAUCAUGGGGAUGGUGGUGGUGGCUCACGCUCUGCCGCCGCCGACCAUCAACGAGGUCCGCAUCGACUGCCAGAUGUUCGUCACCAGAGUCAACAUGGACCUCAAGAUCGUCUACUGCGAGAACAGGAUCAGCGACUACAUGGACCUGACGCCGGUGGACAUCGUGGGGAAGCGCUGCUACCAGUUCAUCCAUGCUGAGGACGUGGAGGGGAUCCGGCAGAGCCACCUGGACUUGAUGAACAAAGGCCAGUGUGUGACCAAGUACUACCGCUGGAUCCAGAAGAACGGCGGCUACAUCUGGAUCCAGUCCAGCGCCACCAUCGCCAUCAACGCCAAGAACGCCAGCGAGAAGAACAUCAUCUGGGUCAACUACGUGCUCAGUAAUCCGGAGUAUAAGGACACACCGAUGGACAUCGCUCAGCUGCCAAACCUGCCUGAGAAAACCUCCGAGUCGUCUGAAACCUCCGACUCCGAGUCCGAGUCCAAAGAAAACUCAGACAAUGAGAAGCCCGAGGGGAAGCCGGGUCAGCAGGCAGAACACAGCGAGGAUCCAGAGGCCGACAGCAAGCGUCAGCAGCAGCCCGGCCAAUCACAUUGCUCCUCCGAACAGGAAAUGAAGCGCCAGGAAGAAGGCGACAGUUCGAGUAACCCCGAGAGCCAAGACAGUGAUGACAGUCUGGAGCCGUCAGAUGGAGAAGGGGAGGAGACGGAGGAGGCCAGGGGAGGAGGUGGAGGAGGUGGAGGAGGAGGAGGAGGAGGCAGGUUGGGAAGGUUAACGGGACUGGGAGGACUGGGAACACUGGGUGCCAUCAGCGGACUGGGUAACCUGGGCGGGCUCCAUAUUAAAGUGGAGCACUACGGAGAGGGCGAGGAAGUUCAGCUGCACAACUCGCAGACGUCUUCAUCGGAGGAGGAGGAAGAAGAGGAGGAUGAGGAUGAGGAUGAGGAGGAAGACGGAGGUGCGCAGGACUGCGACAGCGCCAACGCCGGCAACAAGCUCCAAAAAAGACGGAAGAGGAGGAAAGUGCAGAAAUGGGACGGAUCACGAAGCAGGAGGCUCCGUCUGUCCUCGACCACACCGAGUCCUGUCGCGAUGGGAGACUCUACGCCACUGGUCGACCAAUCCCAGGCCUCCUCCGCCUCCUCUGCCCACCUCCUCGCCGCCUCCGGCUCCCCAAACAGUGCCGCCGCCACAUCCUCGGUUCUUAAGAUCAAGACCGAGAUGGCCGAGCCGAUCAACUUUGACAACGACAGCAGCAUCUGGAACUACCCUCCCAACAGAGAGAUUUCCAGAAACGAGUCUCCGUACAGCAUGACGUCCAAGCCGGCCGCCCCCGGUGGCCACGAGACCUUCCCCUCACCGCAGGGAGGCUCCCUGCAGGUGGCCAUCCCCGACUCCGUCUUGACGCCUCCUGGAACCGAGGGAGGAGCAGGAGCAGUGAGGAAGCCUCCCUACAACGGAAGCUCAGCCCCGUCCUCUGCUUCCAGCGCUGCUAGUCUAGCUCCUCCCUCCAGCGCCUCCUCCGCCGACCCCCUGUCGCCUCCCCUCUCAGCUUCCCCCCGAGACAAGCAGCAGGGCACUCCCACCACCUCCUCUUCCUCCUCCUGCUCGUCCUCCUCUUCGUCCUCGUCCACUUCUUCUUCGUCGCUGCUGUACUCCGGCGACCUCGAGGCGCUGCAGCGUCUGCAGGCCGGUAACGUGGUACUGCCGCUGGUGCACCGGGUCACGGGGACUCUGGCCUCCACCAGCACGACGGCUCCGCGGGUCUACACCACUGGCACCAUCAGGUACGCGCCGGCUGAUGUCACUCUGGCCAUGGCACAAGGCAACCUCCUCCCCAACGCCGCCAUGAACUUCGUUGAUGGCUCGGGGUUCGGCCUGGACCCUAAGACGCCCAUGGAGAUGCUCUACCACCACGUCCACCGGCUCAACAUGUCGGCAGCCGCGGCCGCCGGCCCGUUUGUCGGAUCUCCGGCUGCCACGGGAGGCAACGGCGCCCUGGGAGGCCAGAUGCCAACGGCGGCCAACGUUUUCACCACGGCGGAGGGACUUUUCUCGACGCUACCGUUCCCGGUGUACAGCAACGGGAUCCACACCACGCAGACGACUCUGGAGAGGAAGGAGGAUUAA